GCCAGCAUCACUUGGAGUCCACAGACACAGCGCUGAUUGAACGAGUGGAGGGGAGCUCAUUUUCAGAGCGCAUGAUUGUGUUAGAAGGGCUUCACUAGACUGUCACCGGUCAGACGCAGAGACAGACAGACAGACAGUAAAGCCAUCUCAACCACGCCUUUAAAAGUAAAGAAUCCACAAAAGAGGAGACGGAGUGUGUAGGAUUUUUUUUUAUUUCUCUGCCAAACUAGCCUUGCUUGAGUUUUUUAAAGGGAAAGUGCUUUUUAUCUUUGGGAAGAGGGACUCUCUGGUGGAGCCGAACAGCGGUAAGAUUCCGCUGCCCGCUUCUCUCCGUGCGUAAAAUAAAAGUUUAACACACCAAGGAAAUCAUUUGAGAGGUGUGGGAGCUCAGCAAACUCUCCGCUAUACUCCCCGGGAAUUGUAAAGCUCACACCGGACACCCACUGGAGGAGGAUUUAUAACUUUUUAACACAUUUUGUGGAGAGACACGGAGGCGGGUUGGUCUAACGGGGGAGCGGAGGAAUCCUCGUCGUUGAGCCGGGAGGAGUGCGCGCAGCGCUGGGUAGCAGACUGACCCAAAGGACGGUACCUCGGAGACAAGGUUAUGACGGAACUGAGCUGAACAUGGAGCUUUUCUGGAUUUUGUUAUUUUCUAGUGUUUAUCCUCUUGCCUGGGGCCAAGGAGUUUACGCUCCAGCCAACGCCCAGAUCGUGCACUCAGGCGCGGCGUGUAACGUCAAGGAUGAUAACAUCAGUGAGAGAAUCUACACCAUCAAAGAAGGAGACACACUAGUGCUGCAGUGUAUUGUUAAAGGCCACCCACGACCACAGGUACGGUGGACGAAGACGGCAGGCAGUGCAUCAGACAAGUUCCAGGAGACAUCCAUCUACAACGAGACGCUGCGCAUCGAGGGCAUCCAGAGGGUGCAGGGGGGUCGCUACUACUGCAAGGCCGACAACGGGGUGGGGGUGGCUGCCAUCAAGUCCAUCCGCGUAGAUGUGCAGUACCUUGACACGCCUGUUUUGACGGUGCACCAGACCAUCAGCGAUGUGCGUGGCAGUUACUACCAGGAGAAGACGGUGUUCUUGCGCUGCACAGUCAACUCCAACCCUCCCGCACGGUUCAUAUGGAAACGUGGGAGCACGCUCAUCGAACAGAGCAAGGACAACGGAGUGGACAUCUACGAACCGCUUUACACUCAGGGUGAGACCAAGGUGCUGAAGCUGAAAAACCUCAGACCCAAAGACUUUGCUGAUUACACGUGCCAGGUGUCCGUCCGCAAUGUGUGUAACAUCGAAGACAAGUCAGUCACCUUCAGGCUCACCAAUGCCACAUCUCCCCCAAUGAUCCGGCUGUCAGUGAACGACACAGUUGUGGUGGAUCCCGGCCAGGAUGUGUUCUUAACCUGUGAGGUGACGGCAGGUUUCCCGGCCCCCACUGUGACGUGGUCUCGUUACCCCGGCCCCCUUCCCCUCAGCGCCCAAGUUCGAGGGGCAACACUGAUUAUACGGGCGGCCAUGCCGGCUGAUGCGGGCUUCUACAACUGCACGGCUGUCAACAAUGUGGGAAACCCCGCUCGCAAGAAUGUCAAUCUCGUUGUCAGGACGAUGAGCAACCUGACCUUCCAGAUUACUCCAGACUCCAACAAGGACAGCGAGACCAUCCAGAUGGGUCGAGACCUCAAGCUGUCCUGCCAUGUUGAUGCCACCCCACAGGACAAGGUCAACUACACCUGGUACAAGAACGGUGCACCUGUCUUCAACUCGGAGAGCCUGAUCUUGCUGCGCAGUGACCCAGACAUGGCACCCGGCACCAGUAGUCUGGAGAUUGUGGACAUGAAGUUCAGAGACUUGGCUACAUACAGCUGUGUGGCCAACUUCCCAGGCAGCAGAGUGUCGGAGCUCCGUGUGGAUGUCAACAUCUCUCAGAACAGUGUCUCCCCUCCAGUGCUGUCAGUACCACCAGGCGGUCAGGUGGUCAGUGUGCGAGAAGGAGGUAACGUUGACCUGGUGUGCUUGGUGGUAGAGGGAAAACCACGUCCACCUAUACUGUGGUCACGGACAGAGAAGGACCUGCUAAUGCCAUCAGGAAGGACCAUGGUGGAGACACCCGAUGGUCGCUUGAGACUAAAGAACGUCAGCAGGGACAUGAUGGGGGCGUACCGGUGCCAGACGGCUCCAUACAAUGGGCUUAACAUCAAACGCAGAGAGGCACAGGUCCAACUCAACGUGUUGUUUCCUCCCAUACUGGACCCAGUCUUCCAGGACAUGCGUUCUAGGAACUUCCAGAUGGUGACCCUGAGGUGUACAGUCAUGCGCUCAAACCCACCACGCCUGACAGACAUCCGGUGGUAUCGUCAGGGCGACUUAAUCCGUAUGCCCAUGCCAGACCUGAAGGAGACGCCAGAGCUGAAGUUUAAGCUGGAGCCCACUAACAAUGGCACUUAUGAGUGCCGAGUCAGCAACAGCGCAGGGACAUCAACGUGCACAUUUAAUGUAUCUGCACAACCCUAUAAUGCUGAGUUUUACUUCGACACACCCAAUCCUGUGCGAAUUCAAAAAGGAAACAACUAUUCCUACAACCUGCAGUGGACACAGAAAGAUCCAGAGGCCACGGACCGCAUCAUAGGUUACUGGAUUAACGUCCGAAAGAACAAGCAGAACCUGCUGUCGAAGCAAAUAGACCUCAAGGGCAAGGAGCCAGAGAAGGGAGUGCUGAUGUCCCACACCAUCUCGGACCUGAGAAUCCCUCUGUCCUACGAGGUCCGUCUGGCCCCCAUCACCACCUACAGCACUGGGGACCACAUCAGUCGCAUCAUACAGUACUCAGAACCCUACACCUACCCAAGACCUUCAGAUCACGUGUGUGGUUUUGAGGAUGACAGAAUCUGCGGUUUCUCUCAAGACCGAAGUGAUGUGUUUGACUGGACGAGACAGAAUCACCUGACGCAGAAUCCCAAGCGAUCUGCCAAUACUGGCCCCGAGACUGACCGCAGUGGGACCAAGGAGGGGUACUACAUGUACAUCGAGGCAUCCCGGCCACGUGUGCAGGGGGACAAGGCUCGUCUGCUGUCUCCGCUUUUUAAUGUGACCUCAGUCAGGGGCCCCAAGGGCUCUGGCAGAGUCCCAUAUUGUGUCUCUUUCUACUACCACAUGAAGGGCAAACAUAUUGGCACUCUCAAUGUGCUUCUGAGAGUCAGAAGCAUUGCCUCUGUGGACUCGGUGGUGUGGACCAAGUCUGGUCAUCAGGGCCCGGACUGGAGGAAAGCAUUCUUCGACAUCAGCCCCAGUGGACCCUUCCAGAUUGUGUUUGAAGGAAUUCGAGGCCCGAGCUUCGAGGGGGAUAUUGCCAUUGAUGAUGUGUCCAUCACCAUUGGGAAGUGCAAGCAGGAGAACACUGUAGCCAGCGCAGGUAAGACAGUUCUGAUUGGUGGAUCACACUCGCUCCCAUUGGCCAGCUGGCUGACCUUUGGCCUCUCCUGCUUCCUGUCACUACUCUACAGAUGAUGAGCACUUCCUGCGAUGCCACCUGUCUGUAGUGACAGACACUGCCCUGACUUGCGCUCUUAUACUUCUCUCUUUACCCUUCUCCCUGUCCUUUCCUCUACUUAUGUCUCCCUGACUGUCUGUCCUUCUCCACUCAAUGUCUCUCUAUCCUUCAUGCAUCCAUUUCAUCCUUCUUGCUUAGAUAAAUGGUAACACAAUGUCUUUGUCUAGUUUCUCCUCCUCUGCUUUCUUUGAACAUUUACCCCCCCCAAGACACUCAGUAUAACCAACUGACGAGCAUACUGUAUUUAAGGUGAACAUACUUAAUGAUUUUUGACAGUCGAGUUUCACUUCUCUCCUUUGUCACUAUUAAUCUGAUUAGAUACACUUACACUUACACACUUACACUUUAUCCAUGUCAGCGUGUCACUUUGUCACCUUUUCCUCUCCUUCAUCAACCUCCCUCAUCCAUACAUGCACCCUCUCAUGUAUCUCCACUCCCUCAACGGCCCCUCCACCCUAUUCCCCAGACACACCAAAGUGUCGGACACUCUACCAAAGAUGACAAAGGACCUGAGGGAAUAAAACAAGGGAACAGGGAUUCCAGGAAGAAAGUGAAGGAGUGAAAAGGAGAAAGUGGGUAAAAUCCUUCUUUUUCCACAAAGACCGUCUCCCUUCAGUACCAGCCUUUGGGACCAUGGGAGCUACUGAAUGACAAAGAGACGGACGAAGAGAAAAAACACUGAUGAAUGAAUGAAUGAAUAAACGAAUGAAUGCUGAGGAAAGGACGAACCAGAGACAGAGGGAUAAAGAAGUGCGCUCCUGGUAGCCUCUCUGCUUGCCCUCUGCUUGCCACAAGAGACGAACCUCAGUGCGGAUUAUACGUGUACAUUUAUCUCUAUAUAUAUUAAAUAUAACAAGGUUUAAACUAAAACACAACUAGGACAGUGGAGGACUUUACAAAGUGAAAUUAAAGAAGCACAACAUUUAUACAACCUCUGCUGAUCCUUUGGGUUUUAUUCUACUUAUUAUGUGAUGUUGCAAUUUGUCAGACCUAUACCUUUUUGAUAUUUUGCUUUUUUGUUUUUGUUUUGUUUAUGGCGUUACAAGGGUCAAGGGCAAUGGUUAAUAAAGUAUUAUAUUAAUAUUUAUGAGAAGAAGAGAAGACGAUUUGUGAUCCAGAACCUGAGUUGAGCGCGAGGAGGGAAAUGCGAGGAUGACCCAAGCCACCUGGAUAGAAACCUCAACUUUUCUUGGCACAUACUGAACACACACACACACACACACACACACACACAUGUACAAACACACGGUUUCCUUGCUGACAUCACAACCAGGCCCUCAGCUCACCCUCUGCCUCAAAUACAUGUCUCAUCUGUGAAUGAACCGGACGGAAAACAAUGGAUGGUAGAUGCAAUUUUCACAUUUCUGCUCCCUUACCAUGAACUUCCCAUCCCUGGACAUCAUGACUCAGAUGUUCCGGAUUUAUCAACCACAACAGAAUAGCCGGACAUGUCUCUAAUGUAGAGAAAAACACAGUGUGGUACGGGAGAGCAGAACGGAGCCUGGAGUUCAGCUGAAUACUUCUUCCUCCACAGGUUAUUGAAUGUCAUGUAUGAAUUUCCCAUACACUUCUUUCACACGAGUGAAAGAUGAAGAUUGUCAGUAUCUGGCGGGUGUGCAGCGUGGAUUGCAUAUCAGAUUCUCUGUCAUUGUUUAAUUAACGUUGAAUGUCUGUAGCGUAAACGGUUUUUCAUAAUCACAUAGAUAUGAUUGUUAAAGUUAAGCAAUACUCAUAUCUAUAGCUCUAUAUACAAUAGUUUAUGAUUGCAUUUAAGAUGGCAGAAAAAAAGAAACAUCUUGUCCAAAAUACAUGGGUACUUCUUUCAUGACUUGUCAGUUAUGAUUUAUAAUAACCAGUGUAUUCACCAUUCAUAAGAACUCCAUAAUUAAAGCUGUAGCUAUUUUAA
Epinephelus lanceolatus (giant grouper) is the source of this 5456-nucleotide messenger RNA. RefSeq names its product MAM domain containing glycosylphosphatidylinositol anchor 1 (gene mdga1). Gene Ontology annotation, molecular function: protein binding; axon guidance receptor activity. Lineage: Eukaryota; Metazoa; Chordata; Actinopteri; Perciformes; Serranidae. Gene Ontology annotation, cellular component: axon; neuronal cell body; plasma membrane. The record is from RefSeq and is a predicted model, not a curated record. Gene Ontology annotation, biological process: homophilic cell-cell adhesion; synapse organization.